This is a messenger RNA of Pomacea canaliculata, 1512 nucleotides long. RefSeq names its product multiple epidermal growth factor-like domains protein 10. Gene Ontology annotation, molecular function: scavenger receptor activity. NCBI's taxonomy places the organism in Eukaryota, Metazoa, Mollusca, Gastropoda, Architaenioglossa, Ampullariidae. The transcript has 9 exons. The coding region runs from base 1 to 1149 and encodes 382 amino acids. The record is from RefSeq and is a predicted model, not a curated record.
AUGUCACACCGUGCGGGUGUCGAACUGGACACUGUUGUUGCUAAACACCCAAUCGGAGCUGCCUGCACACCAGCAGAGGGAUCAAAUGGUGACUGCUUGGAUGUCAACGCCGUUUGUUCAGCAAAAACCAACAAGUGUGAAUGUAAACCUGGAUACACCGGACCUGCUGGAGGAAAAUGUGUUGCUAAACCCCCAAUCGGAGCUGCCUGCACACCAGCGGAGGGAUCAAAUGGUGACUGCUUGGAUGUCAACGCCGUUUGUUCAACAAAAAGCAAGAAGUGUGAAUGUAAACCUGGAUACACCGGACCUGAUGGAGGAAAAUGUGCUCUCCUGAGCAACGUGGCACUUGACUCCCCAUGUGCAUACACCGAUGGAGGUCAGUCGAACUGCGCCGACGCCAACGCCGUCUGUACACCACAGACUACCCCGACGUGUCAGUGCAAUGCUGGACACUACAAGUCUGGAUCAGCCUGCAUUGCUAAACACCCAAUCGGAGCUGCCUGCACACCAGCAGAGGGAUCAAAUGGUGACUGCUUGGAUGUCAACGCCGUUUGUUCAGCAAAAACCAACAAGUGUGAAUGUAAACCUGGAUACACCGGACCUGAUGGAGGAAAAUGUGUUGCUAAACCCCCAAUCGGAGCUGCCUGCACACCAGCGGAGGGAUCAAAUGGUGACUGCUUGGAUGUCAACGCCGUUUGUUCAACAAAAAGCAAGAAGUGUGAAUGUAAACCUGGAUACACCGGACCUGAUGGAGGAAAAUGUGUUCUCUUGAACAACGUGGCACUUGACUCCCCAUGUGCAUACACCGAUGGAGGUCAGUCGAACUGCGCCAACGCCAACGCCGUCUGUACACCACAGACUACCCCGACGUGUCAGUGCAAUGCUGGACACUACAAGUCUGGAUCAGCCUGUAUUGCUAAACACCCAAUCGGAGCUGCCUGCACACCAGCAGAGGGAUCAAAGGGUGACUGCUUGGAUGUCAACGCCGUUUGUUCAGCAGAAACCAACAAGUGUGAAUGUAAACCUGGAUACACCGGACCUGCUGGAGGAAAAUGUGCCUCAAACAAAGGGGUGGCCCUAGGACAGGUGGCUGUGUGGACUCUCUGUAUGACCAUCUUGACCGUGUCGCUGGCUGUCAACGUGGUGUAGCGCUCAGUCAAGUCAUCUUCAACAUGCUGAACGUGUCUGACCCUUUCCGUCCAGGACAAUGAAUAUUCUUUACUGAACUUUUUCUUUCACAAUUAUUAUUGUGUAGUCUAACAUUUUAGUUGUUUACUGUCUUUUUCAAUGUUUUUUUAAUUAAAUAUUUCGCAUGGCAAUCAGGAGCUUCAUAUACUCUAGAUGAAGAUGUCCCGCACAAAGUAAAAUCUUAUUUCUGCAAGAUCUUAGACUUCAUCAUACAUAAAACUGCCAGCUGUUGCUCCUGCCGCCAUCUGUUUUCAGAUAUGAUCUAUGGAAAAUACAUAGUGAAGAAAAUGACGGCAGAUGCAAACAUUACCAGUUUUACAAACA